Molecule: messenger RNA, 675 nt
Organism: Adineta ricciae
Lineage: Eukaryota; Metazoa; Rotifera; Eurotatoria; Adinetida; Adinetidae
Source: the annotation of a GenBank genome assembly
AUGUCGGAUUCUGAAGGUGAAACAUACGAAAAACAAGUCAAAAUCGUUCUCGUAGGCGAUGGUAGUUCCGGCAAGACAUCCAUCUCCGAGCGAUUUUCAAAAGAUUCCUUUAAUCGUGAUUACAAUCAAACCUUAGGAAUUGAUUAUUAUUUGAAACGUAUCAACCUGACACGAAGCUACAAUGUAACACUAGCAGUCAACGAUGUCGGUGGCCAAACACUAGGCGGUGCCAUGUUAGACAAAUACAUAUUUGGUGCAGAUAUUGUUUUACUUGUUUAUGAUAUAACAAAUUUACAAAGUUUUGAAAAUCUCGAUGAUUGGUAUCACACAGUAACGAAAUACUGUGCUAGUCGGAAGCCCCUAUUCGCACUCGUUGGUAAUAAAAGUGAUCUCGAACAUUUACGUACUGUUAAAGCUGAACGGCACCAACGUUUUGCUAAAGAACAUGAUAUGUUAUCAUAUUUUGUUUCUGCGAAGACAGGUGAAUCGGUGGAAAAUCUCUUUCGACAAGUGACUGCACAUUUGAUGCAUAUCGUUCUUCCGAAGAAUGACUAUGACGCAACACGUGUUAUUACUGCUCCGAUUGUCCGACAAGAACAAAAUAACGCAUCAACACCUGCGAAAGCAUCUCCGACGACAAAUACGACACGUACAUCAAUUUGUAGCUUACAAUGA